GUCGGACCAUGAUUGCCCGUCGAGCGUGGGGGGACAAGACGGACCGUCACACUCCCAUCCUCUGUCCUCUUGACGGCAACGGACGCUGCUAGAGACGGGCUGGAAACAAUGCAGGAAGCAAAGAACGGCACACGCAAAGCCUGCAACUUCUGUCGCAAGCGCAAGAUUCGCUGCGACGGAGAGACGCCGUGCGGAGCAUGCAUCCGUCACGGGGUAGACUGCACCGUUACGCUUGCUCCGAAGCGUCCGAGACCAACGAACGAAGCGCUGAACCAAGCCUUUGCCAAAAUCCAGAGGCUGGAAUCUCAGAUAGCAGUUGGCAAAACGGGGAGAGUAGCGAGCAGCAGCCGAACCGGGUCUCCUUCAUCACCUUCUUCUUCAGCGACGACAGCAACGACGGGCGGAGGUGCUCAAGAGAACAACUCAAUCAGACGGACAUUCUCGUCGCACCUCGACAUCAACAAUCGGGGUGAUACACACUACCAUGGGCCAACGAGCGCCUUGUUCCACGAUCGGUCAGACAGAGACAGUAGAUCGGGGCAACAGAAUAGGCAGGAUAGAAGAGCAAGAGCUGAGACGGCAUCGAAUGGCUCGACAGAAGCACCAAACAGAGGCAGAGAUGGCCCUCAAGAAGGAGAAGGAGAGGGCGAGCCAGCAGUAAGGACACAAGCUCGUAUUACCAAUUUCUCCUCGCCCGUCUCACCGCCACCCACGCAGCAAGAGCUGGCAGCGGUACUGACAUCAAAUGCAGCCCGGGAGAAGCAAUCAGAGGUCAUGAAUAUCGUUUCUGGCAAGCUUGAUUUCGACGGCUGGGAUCCAGAGCUUUGCCUUCACCUCCUGUCACUGCAUUGGAACCGCCAGCAUCACGCAUUCCUAGUCACAUACAGACCUCUCUUCAUGCGAGACAUGGCCGUCGGCUCCUCAGGUCGCUACUUUUCUCCACUGCUCCUCAACGCCAUCCUUUUUGGAGCAGCCAAGUUCAGCGAUCGGGUCCAUCAGCUACGAUCCGACAUCUCAGAUCCCUCUUCGGCAGGCUUGCAAUUCCUCAAAAGGGUUCAGGAGCUGCUGCCCGAAGCCCUGAUGAAGUCGCGAAUCACGACGGUUCAAGCGCUGCUGCUCCUGGCCUGUACUCACUACGCUAGGGGAUCUGAGAGUGCAGCUUGGCUCCACUCUGGACUAGCAUUUCGCAUGGCUUUUGAUCUAGGCAUGAACGAGGAUGGUCUCGACCUCGUGUCCGAGGCGAAGCUGCAACCCGAGGAGCUCGAGCUCCGACGGAGAGUCAUCUGGGCCGCUUAUGUUAUCGACAAGAUCCAUUCGCUCUACCAGGGCCGCCAAGCAUCGAUCAAGGAAAAGGAACUUUUUGUCCUAGCCGAGUUCAAUGACUCAUUCGAGGAGCUCGAGUACUGGACACCUCUAGCAUACAAUAAGGACUCGAGCGUGUCUUUCGGCUGCACCGUACACAGUGUGUCGACAUUUACGCAGCUUUGCCACCUGGCCGUCAUAUUAGAACGCAUCAUUGAUGCCUUCUACUCGGUCCAAAGCAGCAACGAGGACGUAGCAGUGCUCGAUGCAGCUCAUCGUAGGCUCGAAGAGCAGCUGGAGAGCUGGCGGCGCAGCCUGCCAGCCUGUCUCGAAAUUCCGAUGCAAUCCUCGCCCCCUUCUCCUUCACGCUUCUCACCCAACAUCAUCUCCCUCAACGCGCUCCAUCACGCCAUCGUCAUUCUGCUUAACAGGCCCUUUCUCCCUUUCGGACACCUUAGAAGAGCCGUUGAGGAGGAUGACGAGAACCAGGCGCGAGCGCGAUCCGCCUGGAAGGCGUGUGUGGACUCGGCGACCAAGAUUUCGCUGCUGAUGCAUCACUAUCGACGGAGUGUCACGAUGAAGGGCGCGCCUCAGCUCAUCAGCUACAUCAAUUUUUGUGCAGCGGGGAUCCAUGUCAGGCUCGCUGCGCAGCUCUUUGCAAAUGAUAAUACAACAGGGGCGGCACCAGCGACGGCGGCAGUGAAAAAGGACCAAGAAGGGGCAUUGAGGGCGCUUAAGGCAUGUCUAGACGACUUCCAAGCCAACACAGAUCCGAACCCAGGUGUUGCAAAGGCAAAUGAUGUCAUUCAGAGGAUGGCUGCCCAGCUGGGCAUCCUCGAGAGGGUCAAAAGCGUCCAUCUUGAUGCACCUACUUAUAGACAGCACCGGUAUCAGCCGUUGGCGUCGUCGCCGUCGUCCGUGAACGAGAUAGCAGGCAAUGUCCAGCAGACUUCACAGCUGGACAAUGCAAGGACUUCCGAUCAUCAGCCAAUCUAUACACCAGCUCUUGGGGAUCAGCAGGAUGGGCAGUUGCUCAAUUCAUCACUCCUCCAACAGGGGCAAGUGGCAGCAGCAGAUCCGUCAUCUGUCGCCGCUGAGCUGCCCUCGGCGACGUCUGCGACUGGAGGCUUCGAUCUCGAGACUUUCCUCGCACGACCUUCGCUCGACGACCUGGCCAGCAGCGGCAAUCUGUUUGAUUUCCUGCAAGACUCCAACUUUCCUCCAGGGUUGGCCCAGCAAGAUGUCAUGUUUGGUUUUCUCAAGGACAGCUUAGGCGCCUGACACCGGCUGUUUGUUGAGCAAAAAGGACCCUCAAUGUCUGCAGCAUGUGGAGCGAUCAGAUAAGAUUUUCCCUCACCGAUCCAGCCCGCCCCCCUUGGCCUAUUUCCCAAAACUCACAAAUGCAUCAUUAUUCUGGUAUUCAUAGUUUAUUUUGUCCCGCU
Messenger RNA from Acaromyces ingoldii, 2744 nucleotides. RefSeq lists its product as hypothetical. The transcript has 4 exons. Bases 109 to 2583 code for a protein of 824 amino acids. Gene Ontology annotation, molecular function: zinc ion binding; DNA-binding transcription factor activity, RNA polymerase II-specific; DNA binding. Gene Ontology annotation, biological process: regulation of DNA-templated transcription; DNA-templated transcription. NCBI's taxonomy places the organism in Eukaryota, Fungi, Basidiomycota, Exobasidiomycetes, Exobasidiales, Cryptobasidiaceae. The record is from RefSeq and is a predicted model, not a curated record.